Striga asiatica is the source of this 2648-nucleotide messenger RNA. The record is from the annotation of a GenBank genome assembly. Lineage: Eukaryota; Viridiplantae; Streptophyta; Magnoliopsida; Lamiales; Orobanchaceae.
ACUAAAAAUUACUUAUUUUUUUCUUCCGAUUUUCAAAAUCACUGACUAAAAAUUUACAAAGUCCAGUAAUAAUUAGUAUAAAUAAAUGGAGUAGGGUUCCUAAUCCUAUCUAGGGUUUUCUUUUUCUCGGACUAUCGGUCACUCUGUAUCUCACCGAGCGUCGUCGUCUUCUCCGGCUGUCUGCAAUCGGAAAUGCGAUUGGGCACACAUUACCGGCCAUUAGGGUUUUUCAUUUAGAGACUGAGUAUUGGACAUCAUCGGCCAUUUUUUUUAUCGCUAUAAAAAAGCAGAUUGAGUUUUAUAAGAUAUAUGUAUGAAUACAUCCAUAUAUAUUUGAGAAUCGAAUCAACGUUUAUUUGAUUUGUUUAAAUAUGGGAGAAUCGCGGAAAUCAAAAAGGGUUUGUUGGGCCACCGAUGUUAAUCUUUGUCAGGUAAGGCUGUUUCUCUCAGAAGACUCUCCUUCACAAGUUGGAAUGGGAACUCAUGACCAUCUCCAGGCCAAGCCAUUCCGGUCAGCACAGACAGGUGGCGUCGUGGGGCCCGAUGACAAUUUGCCCCCGGGCUUUGAAGGAAUCCAACCUGCUAAUCCUUGGAUGACAAAGAUGUCUCAAAUACCAUUGACCAAAUGGAAAUGCCCUCUUAGAUUUGGCAUUAAUAUUGCUUGGCAAGUGGUAGCUGGUGAGGAGAGCGAAGAAAUUGAAAUUCAGAACAAACGUGAGAUGAGAGUGCUCGAAGCUAUUUAUCCACGCCAGUCGGCCAUCCCUCCAAACCCCUCUGUUUUGCCGGGAAUCCAAGAACCAACCAACGAAAAUCGACAAACCCCUGUAGUCCCCAUCACCCCAAUCGAGGAUGAAGACUCCGCAAUCGACAGCCAUCGACAGCAACACUCAUCAAUCGGCAGCAGUAGCAAUAGUGUGGCUGUUAAUCCUCCAGCCAAUGGAGUCGAGCCCGAUAUUCUGUCGGCCCUAGCAGCCGCCAUCUCAAACGGUACUAAUAAUAUUAACAACACUAAUCUGAUCGACCACAGCCUUCUCGUCAAGAUCCUCAGCGACCCCAAAAUGAUCGAGCACCUCAUGACCAGCCAAAGCAGUAAUUCCCAAAUUGCCCUUCCACCCCCCUCAGAACAAAAUACACCCCUUUCCACAAGCAGCAUGCAGUAUGUUCAAAAUCUGAGGCCCCCACAAAACGGCCCGUUCCCUACACUAGGCCCGUACUAUCCUCCGCGGGCCGUGCCUGAUGUGGGCCCAGGUCGAGGCCCACACCCGCCAAUGCCGAGGGAUGUGAACUAUUACAAGAGCCUGAUUCAGCAGCAUGGAGGGGAGAGGAAGGAGAGUGGAGUGGGCUUGGGCCCGUUUGGGCAUCAGGAGCAUAUGGUGAGGCCCGGCAGAGAUAUGAAGCCCAAGAUAAUGAAGCCAUGCAUUUAUUUCAAUAGCCCAAAGGGAUGCAGGAAUGGGCCCGACUGCUCGUUUCAGCACGACUUACUUGGUGGACAGAGGGUAAGCGGUGGUGGUGUCCCGGAGGUUCAGAGUGGAAAGAGGGCGAAAUUGGAUAAGGAAAUUACAGAAUCGCGGAAAUCAAAAAGGGUUUCUUGGGCCACUGAUGUUAAUCUUUGUCAGGUAAGACUGUUUCUCUCAGAAGACUCUCCUUCACAAGUUAGAAUAGGAACUCAAGACCAUCUACAGGCAAAACCAUACCGGUCUACACAGACAGGUGGCAUCGUGGGCCCCGAUGACAAUUUGCCCCCGGGCUUUGAGGGAAUCCAGCCUGCUAAUCCUUGGAUGGCAAAGCUGUCUCAAAUACCAUUGACCAAAUGGAAAUGCCCUCUUAGAUUUGUCAUUAAUAUUGCUUGGCAAGUGGUAGCCGGUGAGGAGAGCGAAGAAAUUGAAAUUCAGAACAAACGCGAGAUGAGAGUGCUCGAAGCUAUUUAUCCACGCCCAUCGGCCAUCCCUCCAAACCCCUCUGUUUUGCCGGGAAUCCAAGAACCAACCACCGAUAAUCGACACACCCCUGUGGUCCCCAUCACCCCAGUCGAGGAUGAAGACUCCACAAUCGACAGCAAUCUCGCGAUUGGCGGCAGUAGCAAUAGUGCCGCUGUCAUCCUCAGCGACCCCAAAAUGAUCGAGCACCUCAUGACCAGCCAAAGCAAUAAUUCCCAAAUUGCCCUUCCACCCGCCGCAGAACAAAAUACACCCCUUUCCAGUUUACAUUGUAACGCGCCAUCCACAAGCAGCAUGCAGUAUGUUCAACAUCCGAGGCCCCCACAAAACGGCCCGUUUAACCCAAUCGCGAGACCCCCUACACUAGGCCCGUACUAUCCUCCACGGGCCGUGCCUGAUGUGGGCCCGGCUCGAGGCCCACAACCACCAGUGCCGAGGGAUAUGAACUAUUACAAGAGCCUGAUUCAGCAGCAUGGAGGGGAGAGGAAGGAGAGUGGGGUGGGCCCAGUGCCGUUUGGGCAUCAUAUGAAGCCCAAGAUAAUGAAGCCAUGCAUUUAUUUCAAUAGCCCAAAGGGAUGCAGGAAUGGACCCGACUGCUCGUUUCAGCAUGAUGGGCAGAGGGUGAGUGGUGGUGGUGUUCCGGAGGUUCAGAGUGGAAAGAGGGCGAAAAUGGAUAAAGAAAUUACAGGGUCUGAUAUACUGAUGAGCAGG